UAAAUAAACUUUAAAAAACCACUUACAUAAAAAAAAUAAAUAAAAACGUUAAAAAAUAGUAGUGGUUAAGUGGCAGCAAAAGAGGAAGUGGCAUGUGUAUUUGGUGCUUCAGGUCCACGUGUUGAUAAAGGAUGAUGUUUCCGUCUUCUCUUGAAACGUGGCUUCCUCUUGCAAGACAGUUAAUAAGAAAGGCUUGGCUUCUGGUUAGAAUGAGUAGAGACCUUGUAAAUGCCAGAGUGUGUCUUGGGCAGCGGCUUGGUGAGAAGCGGCCAGCUCAGCCAGGGGGAUUUCAGUGAAGAUGGUUUAAUGAAGAGACAUGUAUAUAGGAACCCUUGCCACAUCCUGUUUGAGAGUGUUCUCAAAUUGUUGCUUCUGAGAUUUCAGUGCUAUGGGAAGCAGGUGUGUGUCCCUGCUCUCAGGUCUCACUGUCCUGCUGGCUUUGUCAGGAUCACCUGUCAGGAAUUCUGGAGUACCCAGUGUGCCUGUAAGGAUGGAUUUCAGUCCACGUCUGGGAAGAAGUACACUGAGCCUCAUGAGACGUGCGAAGAUAUUGAUGAGUGCAAGACUGGGCUGGCAAAGUGCAGCGAGAUAGCCUACUGCAGAAAUGAAAUUGGAAGUUACUACUGCAGCUGUAUCCCAAAUUCUUCAUUCAACAUUUUUGCUGGCGUCUUUAAGUUUAAUUAUAAAGAGUGUUAUGAGGCCACUGGUGAGGAGAUCCCAUCCUCAGAGAACAUUCUGGAAAUUCUGAUGGACAAUGGAAGCAAAAGUCACACUGCAAAAGUGGCAACCCAAGUACUUCAAGCAGUGGAACUGGAGAUGUGGACUACGACUUUAGCUUCUCCAGGAAAGCAUGAGAAUUCUACCCUUGGUAUCGUUUAUGAAACCAAGAGGUGCAAUGACACCAGUGAGAAGACUCUUCUGGAGGCUGGGAAUAACACUAUGGACAUCGACUGUAGUGAUGCUUUCAAAGGAGUCCAAGGAGAUAGAAGUACAGUUACACUUAUCACUUAUAAAUCUCUUGGGAAUAUUCUGAAUGGAUCCUUUUUUAAUGAUGGAAGAGGAACACAGGAAGUAACACUGAACUCUCAUAUCACAAGUGGCACCAUUGGUUUGAAGGAAAAAGUAUCUCUCUCUGAGCCUGUGUUCCUGACCUUCCAAAAUUUACAGCCUGGUGGUGCCAGAGCAGAAUAUUUCUGUGUCUACUGGGACGGAUCAGAAGAGGGGGGCGCCUGGUCGACAGAGGGCUGCUCUCACGUGGGCAGCAAUGACUCACACACCCAAUGCAAGUGCUUCCACCUUUCCAGCUUUGCUGUUCUCAUGGCUCUUGUUCCCAAGGUGGAUCCUGUGCUGACUAUGAUCACCUAUGUGGGGCUGAGCCUCUCUCUGCUAUGCCUCCUCCUGGCAGCCCUCACCUUCCUCCUGUGCCGACCCAUCCAGAACACCAGCACCUUUCUUCACCUGCAGCUUUCCAUUUGCCUCUUCCUGGCCCACCUGCUCUUCCUUACAGGGAUUGAUCAAACUGAGCCUGAGGUGCUGUGCUCCGUCAUCGCUGGGAUGCUGCACUACCUCUACCUGGCCUCCUUCACCUGGAUGCUCCUGGAAGGGCUGCAUCUCUUCCUCACCGUUAGGAAUCUCAAGGUGGCCAAUUACACCAGUGCAGGCAAAUUCAAGAAGAGGUUCCUGUACCCUUUAGGCUAUGGAGUUCCUGCUCUGAUUGUGGCUGUGUCUGCAAUAGUAGGACCCCAAAAUUAUGGAACAUACGAUCGCUGCUGGCUCAAGCAUGAUAAGGAAUUCAUCUGGAGUUUCAUGGGACCAGUGGCAGUCAUUAUCUUGAUAAACUUGGUGUUCUACUUUCAAAUUCUGUGGAUUUUGAGAAGUAAACUUUCCUCCCUCAAUAAAGAAGUUUCUACCAUUCAGGAUACCAGGUAA
Suricata suricatta (meerkat) is the source of this 1929-nucleotide messenger RNA. Its product is annotated as putative adhesion G protein-coupled receptor E4P. Bases 229 to 1929 code for a protein of 566 amino acids. The transcript has 14 exons. Gene Ontology annotation, cellular component: membrane. Gene Ontology annotation, biological process: cell surface receptor signaling pathway; adenylate cyclase-activating G protein-coupled receptor signaling pathway. Gene Ontology annotation, molecular function: G protein-coupled receptor activity; calcium ion binding. Lineage: Eukaryota; Metazoa; Chordata; Mammalia; Carnivora; Herpestidae. The record is from RefSeq and is a predicted model, not a curated record.